Molecule: messenger RNA, 6553 nt
Organism: Leptopilina heterotoma
Lineage: Eukaryota; Metazoa; Arthropoda; Insecta; Hymenoptera; Figitidae
Gene: Slik
Product: serine/threonine-protein kinase 10
Exons: 12
Coding region: 949-5634 (1561 amino acids)
Biological process (GO): protein phosphorylation
Molecular function (GO): ATP binding; protein serine/threonine kinase activity
Source: RefSeq, a predicted model, not a curated record
CUUACAAAUAGCUAUUAUUUUAUAGUUCCUAGUCUAUUAUGAUUGCUAGAAGACUCGGGAGUGCAAAGAUAGAUUUUUUCUCGACAAUUCUAACUCGUUUUUUAAUUUUUAGAAGGUAAAUUUUCGUUAUUUAAUUAAGAAUGUCAAAUGCUCUGAUCCCUCUGAUCUAACGAAAUUUUUCUUAUCGCAACGCAAUAUCAAUUCUUAUCUAACAUUCUCAUGAACAAUGAACGUGAUAACUGAAUUAUGCUGAUAAACUAACGAUAGUAGGUAAAAUUCAAUUGCUUUGAAAACCAGGAUUUGUUCUUCACAUUUUAUGCAAAAAAAAGAGAUGCAAAAAGUUGAGAGAGAUUAAAUAUGAGGCCAUUGACUUAAAGCUCAAGGAAGCGAAAGAUUUUUGUGCCUUGGAUUUACAAAUUAAAAUUCGGAAAAUGGAUCAAAAAAGAGGAUAUUUGAGAAUUAAGGAUAAAAAUUACUUUUACAAUUAAGAGGAUUUUUUUCUGUCAAGAUGCGGGAACGAUUUAAUUCCCUGGAAAUUAACCAGGGCUCUGAUGAGAAUUAAUUGAAUUAAAUUUUGGAAGAAAUUUUGAAUUGAAUUUAAUUUCAUUAUUGAGAAUAUAAAAAAGAGAGAAAAAAUGAGGAUUACUUGAAGGUGAUGCAACUUCCAAAUGGUAUACCGGCUUUGUUUUUUAAAACUGAAUGAUUCAUUAUCAAGAAUUAUUUUUCUAAAGAGGAAUAAUUGUCAUCUUGUGUUUUCCGUGUUUCUCAAAAUAUAUUGAGACUAUGUCUUUUUACAGUUAUUUUCAUAAUUUUCAUAGGUGAAAGUAACGUCGUCAAUUAAGUAUUAUAGUGAAUGCUUUUAGUUUUGUGCACUAUGUAAAAAAAAGGAAGGUGGACAUCGCUGUGUUUUUUUUUAAAUCUUAGUGAAUUAAUAUUGCAACAGUCAAUAUGUCUUUUCUAUCAAACUUGAAGAAAGCACUCCACUUUGGUGGCAAUGACGCGAAGAAGAAAAAACUUUACAACAACAUCAGAAUGGAUUGCGAUCCAGAGGAAUUUUGGGAAAUGGUUGGAGAAUUGGGAGGCGGCGCUUUUGGAAUUGUGUAUAAGGCACAGCAAAAACAAACGCAUCAGCUGGCUGCUGCAAAGAUGUGUGCACUUGAUGGCGAAGAUGAUUUAAGUGACUUUAUGAUUGAAAUAGACAUAUUGUCAGAAUGUAAGCAUCCAAAUGUAGUCGAACUAUAUGAGGCGUUCUUCACAGAAGGCAAAUUAUGGAUGUUAAUUGAAUACUGUGAUGGUGGCGCAGUGGAUUCAAUAAUGGUUGAAUUGGAAAAACCAUUAACCGAACCACAAAUAUCUUACGUUUGUCAAAAUAUGACCAAAGGUCUGGCAUUUUUGCACAAAUCCAAAGUUAUACAUAGGGAUCUUAAAGCGGGCAAUGUUUUAUUGACAAUGCAAGGCGGUAUUAAAAUAGCUGAUUUUGGGGUCUCGGCUAAAAAUAAACAAACCCUACAGAAACAUGAUACUUUUAUUGGUACGCCCUAUUGGAUGGCGCCAGAAGUGGUUUUAUGUGAAACGUUUAGGGACAAUCCAUACGAUUUUAAAGUGGAUAUUUGGUCUCUAGGUAUAACUUUAAUAGAAUUCGCACAAAUGGAACCGCCAAAUCACGAAAUGUCCCCAAUGCGAGUUCUAUUAAAAAUUCAAAAAAGCGAUCCACCAAAGCUUGAUCAACCUGGCAAAUGGAGUAAAGAAUUUAAUGAUUUCAUUGCCAAGGCUCUUAUCAAAGAUCCCGCUUCAAGACCGACGUCGGAAGAAUUACUUAAGCAUUCGUUUAUUAAUCGAACAUUGGAUUCAAAACCGAUUAGGGAUUUAUUAUUGGAGUAUAAGGCUGAUGUUGUGGAAGAAGAACUCGUCGACGAAGAAGCUGAGGAGCAGCGCACGUCACAGCUUCCACUGGAACUGGAUCAACUCGGAGAUGACUCUGCAUCUGUACGCAGUGACAUUGACGUUAAAGUUAACGAUAAAGAAACGACAAUUGCACCACCCGUAUCUGUUAAGAAGGAAGAAAGCAACAAACGAGAAAUUACUCGCGAUGGCGAGAAAGAAGAAAGAAAUAAGAAAAUACGAAAGACUGAUUCUAAGGAAAAUAUUCCAUUGUCAGUUGAAAAGAAACAGGCACCAAAGCCGCCAGCUACGGGUGAGACAAAUGAAAGAAGACUGUCCAGGGAAAAAGGACCUGCACCACCUCCGCCACCGUUGCCACGUCAAGAUAGUAAAAAUGACGAGAAGGAAAAUGUCCCGAAAAUCGAGAUAACAGAUCGUCCAAAGUCGAUAGUUGAUGAUAAGUUACAAAACAAAAGUACAAUGCAAAAUCAUAACAAAGAAGAAUCGUCGAAUCUCAAUGGCGAGAGUCAAAAAGCAAUUGAGAAGAAUAUUCUAGUGGAUAAUUCGGAGAAAGUGAAAUCGCCAAAAGUUGAGGAAAAGGCAAGUAAUCAUGAAAAGAAGAAUGUUGACAUUAGACCAAAAUCAGCGGAAGACAAAAGACACUCGGGAAGUAAGAAUAAAAUGAGUAUUGAGGAGAAGAGAAAAUCUGCACCAGUACGUCCUUUAUCGAGUGAUGAAUGGAAGAAGCCUGUUUUAAAUAAACAAUGUUCCUUGGAAGAGAAAAACAGACUUGAACGAAAACCAUCAAUCGAAAAUAGUAAAAGUAUUCAGGAGAAACGUCGAUCAGUGGAGGAAAAAUUGAAUGCCAUGUUGGAGAGGCAAAUAUCAAUGGAUGUUGGAAAAAGAAUUAAUGAUUCUAUUGCCGAAAGUACGAAGCAACCACCAAAAACGCGAAAUCCCACCUUUUCGGAAAAGAGUUCUGUGAAAGCAAGUUCCACGGGGGAUAUUAAGAAGAAUUCGGAAAUUCGUGAAGAUCUCGAAAAAUGGCGUAGCGAAAAUUCGUCCAGAAAUGAUUCUUACGAAAAUGUCUCGAAACCUAGUCGUGAAAGUCCGUCAGGGCAGCGCACAAGGGACAGGAGGGCUUCUGGUUCUGCGGUUAAUGUCGCGGUUAUCACAUCAACGCCACAUAGAAGCAAAAGUGUCACGAGAACUGGAAGUGGAGAUAAUAUUGUUGUUAUUACUGGAAAAUCGCCUAUCGAUCAGGAAGUGCGUCUAAACACGUCAACAGUAAGGAUCACGACUGAAACUCCAGAUCCAUCGAACAGCCUCGCAAGUAAUGUGAGUCAAGUGACAGUGGUUACGACUCAUCCACCAGUUCUCGUUGACGCAACAUCAUCGCCGCCACCGAGACAUUCCUCGCCAACGUCAGAGGUUGUCAUCGUCGCUAACGAGACAAAUAAAACCCAAGUCAACGAGAGUUCAACUGACGAUGACGGAUUCCCUAGUCUCGAUAGUUUGGAGUACACACCGCAGGAACAGUCAAUUGUUAUCACGGACGCAAGUAAGAAAAUCGGUAAAAAACUAGACGAAUCCGAAGUCAUCAUAGUCAGUCCAAUAGUGGACGAGUUACAGGAUACUAGUCACGUUUCAGUGGUUACAGUCGGCGACGAACAAGAGCAAGUGAAAGAUUCAUCCGUCAAUCGAACAGGUUCAUCAUUAAGUGAUCUCAGUUCAACCGGAAGAUCAAGCACCAAGAGUGACAGUGGCGAUGAAACAAGUAAAACCUCCAUAAUAACUGCGAGUUCAAAAAUCGAUGCUUCCGAAGUUGACGAUUCCGGACGUAAAGCGCCCGUUAAAAUGAACGGACAACUCAAGAAUAAUCAACCAUCACAAGUGAAUAGACUUCCAAAAUUGCAAAAACAAAUUGAAACCAAUCUCAAAACACAAAAAGAAAAACGUGUCUCUCCCGAUAGUUACGAAGGUUCUCGAUCGCACAGCGAUUCAGGCUCGACACGAUCCUACACACCAAGUAAGAGUGUCGAUCGUUCCGACGCCGAAUCAAUCUCAACAACCAUCAGUCAAGACAGUCGCGGUUCAAACAAAGAAAAUCACAUCGGUCGUGAAUCCCGUCAAUCAUCCGAAAUCGACGACGAAGUUGUUCUUCGUCGCAAACCCGAAUACAAUCGCGACGUUCCGCGAACAACCCGAACAAAGGAAGACAUACAAAUGAUGAAUCUAAAGAAAAAGACCCGAAAGCGAACAAGAAAAUUCGAAAUUGACGGUGUUGUUGUCACAACAACAACAUCGCGUGUCAUUUACGGUGACGAUGAAAAUGGAAGAGUUUACGACGAUCAAAUAUUCCGCAAACAAGAACUACGAGAAUUAAAAAUGCUACAGAAAAUGGAACAAAAACAAUUUCAAGAUCUCUCGCAGAAAGCACAAUGCUACAAGGAUCAGCAAGAGAAACGUUUCGAGCAAGAGAGACAAUUAUUAGAACGUGGAGCCGAGGCCGAUUUAGAAAUGCUCGCCCGUCAACAAAGACAGCAAAUCGAACGCGCCGAAACACAGCAAGAAGCCGAUUUGAGGUUAGCAUCGAAAAAAAUCCGCAGCGAACAGGAACGUGAAUUAAAGCAAUUCCGCGAGGGACUGAAACAAGAUUUGAGACUGAUUAAACAAGAGGUUGACCUAAUGCCCAAAGAGAAGCGAAAGAACGCCUUUAAGGUACGUAAGGAAAAACUCGAAGCUGAACACGAGGAUCGUGAGAAAUUAUUCCUCGAGAAAUUAAACGAAAAUCAUGAAAUGUCACUACGACGAUUAUCAGACAGUCACAGGGAGAAAAUUGCCCUAAUGGAGCGUCAAUUCCUUCAACAAAAACAACAAUUAAUGAGAGCGCGAGAGGCUGCAAUUUGGGAAUUGGAAGAACGUCAAAUACACGAGAGACAACAAUUACUAAAGAAACAAUUAAAAGACAUAUUUUUCCUUCAACGACAUCAAAUGUUAAUUCGACACGAGAAAGAAUUGGAACAAAUGAAACGGAUGAAUCUUCGAAAGGAGGAGGAAUUAAUAAAACGACAGACAAUUGAACGGAGAAAUUUACCAAAACGAAUUCGCAAUGAAAUGAAAGCAAGGGAAAUGAUGUUUAGAGAGUCGAUGAGAAUUUCCAUAACGUCGACGACGCCGGAUCCAGACGCCGAGAGGGAUAAAUUGAAGAAAUUCCAGGAGAAUGAGAAGAAAAGGUAUCGUGCGGAGCAACAGCGUUUUGAAUUAAAACACGCCCGACAACUCGAGGAAGUUAAGGCUCAAUGCGAUGCGAAUAUUAAGGAACUGGAACAACUGCAGAAUGAAAAGAGAAAAAUGCUGAUGGAGCAUGAGACAAUGAAAUUGAAGGAGCAAGAAGAGGCGUAUACCAAGGAGUUGAGAGAGUGGAAGACUCUAUUGAAACCACGUAAACAGAAAUUAGAGGCGGAGCUGACAACAGAAAUGGAAGCAUUGGAGACUCAUUACCGCGGCUAUUUGCCUUCUCGUCUUAGCGGCUUCUAUCUUACUACCUUUGACUACUCAACACUUUCAUUGCCCGGUACCUUGAAACGUUCCUCCACACAAAUUCCACAUUCCACUCCAAAUUCGCCUUCUUCAUUUAGCAUACCCCGUGUGAGUUUGAGAACCAGUGGUUCAGACACAAGUUCAUUGAGCAGCACGCUCUCUAGAAGAUAUUCUAAAUCAGACCUUGUUCCAUCUCCUCCUCGUAGUUAGUCAAAUUUUUUUUCUGUUUAUCUCUGUUCCAUGCAUCUUAUUCGUUAUCUUGUUCAUCAUACAUGCUUUUUCUGUUUGUCUAUUAGAAAAAAAUUAUUUUCGUCAUCGAUUUUUUGCUUUUUUGCAUAAUUAAUUUUUUUCCAGAAAUUAUUCCGAAAAAAAAAUUCUCAUCUAACAGAGUAAGUCUCGUUGGGGGGUUGUAUGCUGAGUCCUUGUAUUUUUUAGUCUUGUUUCUCUAGAUUUGAAUACAAAAGAUGUCAAUUUUUCGAAAAUUUUCUUUUUAAAAAAAAAUCUCUGAAUUUAAUUUUUUAAUUUUGUUUCUAACAGGAAUUACGAAAUAUCAUUUUAUUUUAUAGUAAAGAAACAAAUUUAAUUUGAUUUAAUCGCUUGGUUUUUUUUUUAUUUUCUUCGCUUGAUUUUUUAUUAAUUAUAAAUUGUUCAUAAUUUAGUGCAAAUUUCUAGAAUAUUUUUUAAGACACUUUUUUCUUAAUAUUUAAUUACCUAAUUAUAAUAAUGUUUAAUUAAUCGUGGUAUAUUUUGUACCUUUGUAAUUAAGUAAUUUUCGUAGUUAAGUACCUCAGAAUUGUCGUCAAUUUUUUCAGAAAUUCGAAAUUAUUUCGUGUAAUUUCUGAAGUAUUAUGUAGUUUAUUUGUCCGUCCGUCACUACAUUCCAUUUUUUUUUGUGGUCAAUGUCACAGGUAGUGUCAAUAAAUUUUUUUUUUAAAUUAUGUUUGUAGUGCCAUAAACAUUCCAAUUGUUGGUUUGUUGAAAAUGUUAUCGAAAAAAAGUCAUUAUACCUAUAAAGGGAUAUGUACCUUGUACUAAUAGAGAAAAAAAAGGUAAAUUUGUUUUUAUUGUUUAUUAUCAUUUUGUUUGUUGUUGCUUUUACGUAUCAAAUAAACGCUUCAUUUUGAUUAUA